AUGCAGUGGUCCCUUCUUGCGUCAAUCACGGCAGUCGCCGCAGCGCAAAAUGCUACAGCGUACAACGACCUGGAUGCGCGCGCUGAAGCCAUCAUUACGGCCAUGACGCCGCAUCAGUGGAUCGCUCAAAUGGCCCAGAUCAACAUUGGCUACAUCACGUACCCGGACGGCUCGCUGAACGAAGCCGCGGUCGCCCAGUGCGCGCGCAUCGGCGUCGGCGCGUUCCUGAACGGGUUCCUGAACGUCCAUCAAUGGCGCGCAAUGAUCUCGCGCAUCCAAGCCAUUUACGCCCAGCACCACGUCGCGCCUGUCCUCUACGGCCUCGACAGUCUGCACGGCGCCAACUACGUGCACGGUGCGGUCAUGGGCCCACAGCAAAUCAACAACGGCGCAACGUUCAACCCAUCGCUUGUCUCGGGCUUUGGCGCCAUCACCGCCCGCGACUUGGCGGCAGCCGGCGUCAACUGGGCGCUCGCACCGGGUCUCGAUAUCGCGCAACACAAACGCUGGCCGCGCGUGUACGAGACGUUUGGCGAGGACCCGUACUUGACGUCGGAGCUCGGUGUCGCCGCGGUCCACGGCAUCCAGUCGGUGCGCAGCGUGGCAGCGACGUUCAAGCACUUUGGCGCAUACGGCGCGUCGGCCACGGGCGACGACCUCGGAACUGCCUUUGUCUCCGAGUACGAGCUGCUCAAUUACUACACGCCGUCGUUCACGGCGGCGAUCCGCGCCGGCAUUCGCUCGGGCAUGACAGGGUACGCGUCGAUCAACGAUGUGCCCAUGGUUGUCAACGAAAAGAUGACGGUGGAUUUACUGCGACACGACAUGGGCUUUGACGGUGUGCUCGUCACCGACUGGGAAGACAUUUACCAUCUCAACUUUGUGCAUCACUUGGUCAACUCCAACAUGGAGGCGGUCCGCGUCGCCAUGACCAAGUCAUCCGUGGACGUGAGCAUGGUGCCGUACGACGCGAGCUUUGUUGGGUACGCCGAGUCGCUGCUCAAGGCCGGGAAGCUUCCGGCAUCGCGCUUCCGCGCGUCCGCCAAGCGCGUCAUCAAAAUGAAGCUCCAGCUAGGGUUAUUUGACGCGCCCAUGCACGGCGCCGACGACGUGGCACGCGUCGGUAGCAACGAAGACCGUGACGCGGCGCUCGCCAUCGCGCGUGAGUCUAUCGUGCUUCUCCAGAACAGAGAGAACGUGCUCCCACUGUGGAACGAGCCGCGUCUCUUCUUGACGGGGCCGUCGGUUGACAACAUUGGCUACCUCUGCGGCGGCUGGACGUGGGAGUGGCAAGGCCGCAGCGACAACAGCGUGUUUGCCGGUAGUCAGUCGAUCCGUGCGGCGUUCGCCUCGCUGUACAAGGACCCAUCCCGCCUUUCGUUCCUUCCGGGCAUUGACAUUCAAGGCAGCCAUGUUGGAAAUUAUUCCAGCGCGUUGGACAAAGCACGUGCAGCGGAGUACGCGGUCAUCGUCGUGGGUGAGGCGCCGUACGCGGAGAGCUUUGGCAAUAUCAAGGACGCCACGUUGCCGGCCGGGCAGCUCCAGUACAUUCGCGACAUUGCCUCCACCGGCACCAAAGUCAUCCUCGUGCUCGUCGAAGGUCGCCCGCGCCUCCUCAACGGUGUCGCCGACGUCGUCCACGCUGUCAUUGACGCGAUGCUGCCGUGCCACAUGGGCGGCCAGGCCAUCGCCGAGAUCAUCCUCGGCCUCACCAACCCCAGCGGCCGUCUCAGCAUGACGUACCCCAAGGACCAGACCAAAGACAACAUGGUGACGCCGUACUUCCAGCGCAAGAACGGCGUGUGCGUGCUCACGGGCGCGGCGUGUCCCGCCGAGUGGGAGUUUGGCACCGGUCUGAGCUACACGACGUUCAGCUACACCAACUUUGCGCUCAGCGCCAACCAGCUCAACACAUCGGCCGAGUCGCUGACGGCGAGCGUCGUCGUGACCAACACAGGCACAAUGGCCGGGAAGGAAGCGGUCUUGCUCUUUCUGAGCCAAGGUGCGCGUACGUCCGGGACGCCCGAGACCAAGAUGCUCAAGAAGUUUACCAAAGUGUCGCUCUCGCCCGGGCAGUCGACGACGGUGACGUUCUCGAUUGGCUUCAACGACUUUGCGAUCUACAACGGUGGCAUUGGGUCGGGCUUGCUCAAGUCGGCUGAGGCAGGUGCCUACUACGUGGGCGUCAAGCCCGAGACGGUUUGCGACGCCAAUACGAUUGGGACGCUCUGCCAGGCCUUUGCGUACGCACCAAAGACGUUGCUGGCCCAGGUGUUCCACUUGCACGACCGGUCCAGUGAGUCGGCCAGCGUUGUCGCCGGCCAUGGCCACGCCCUUACGAUACCCGAGCGGCUCGUGGGCCUGCUUGGCAACUUGCCGAGCGUCAACAAUUGGGUGCUUGACGCCGUGCACAACACGCUCUCGAUUGUGGGCUCGGGGCUGUGCCUGGGCCUCGGCGCCGAGGGCCUUGGGCUUGGCGACUGCUCGACACCGACAAAGCACCAGCAGUGGCGCCACGAUGCCGCCACUGGCCAGCUCCGCCACCUCGCGCAGGUCGAUCACUGUCUUCAUGCCACAGACAACGACCUCGUCCUCGCCGCGUGCCACGUCACGACGUGA
Saprolegnia diclina VS20 is the source of this 2619-nucleotide messenger RNA. RefSeq lists its product as hypothetical. The record is from RefSeq and is a predicted model, not a curated record. Bases 1 to 2619 code for a protein of 872 amino acids. Gene Ontology annotation, molecular function: beta-glucosidase activity. The transcript is spliced from 4 exons. Gene Ontology annotation, biological process: glucan catabolic process. Lineage: Eukaryota; Oomycota; Saprolegniomycetes; Saprolegniales; Saprolegniaceae.